This is a messenger RNA of Scutellospora calospora, 1041 nucleotides long. Lineage: Eukaryota; Fungi; Glomeromycota; Glomeromycetes; Diversisporales; Gigasporaceae. The record is from the annotation of a GenBank genome assembly.
AUAUUUGGAGUAUUUAAAAAAAAUGGAAUUUCGUAUCCAUCACAACUUGAACAACGAUAUAAAGUUUCAAAUAAUGUUCUUGGAGUCGGUUCCUUUGCUAUUGUAAAAGAAUGUACGGAUAAAGAAACAGGAGAGAAUUAUGCGUUGAAAAUUAUCUCGAAAAAGGCUAUAAAAAAAGGAAAAGAGGAUAUGCUUACCACCGAACUUGAAAUUCUCAAAAAAAUUCAGCAUGAAAACCUUAUAAAAUUACAUGAUUUAUAUGAAACAAAAGAAGGAGUUUUUAUUGUAACAGAUCUUGCAAGAGGUGGAGAAUUGUUUAAUCAACUUGUAUUGAAAGGCUCUUACACAGAAAAAGAUGCGGCCUGUCUGGUACAACAUAUCUUAAAGGGAGUAGCAUAUUUACACGAACACGAUAUCGUGCACAGAGAUUUGAAACCAGAAAAUCUUCUUUUUAAAGAUAAACAAGAAGAUUCAAUACUUAUGAUUACAGAUUUUGGACUUUCCAAGAUUUUAACAAAAAAUGAUGAUAUCUUGAUGACAGCUUGUGGUACUCCAGGAUAUGUAGCUCCAGAAGUUCUUUUGCAAAAAGGUUAUAAUAAGCCAGUAGAUCUUUGGAGCGUUGGUGUGAUCACUUAUACUUUGUUAUGUGGAUAUCCUCCAUUUUAUGGUGAAAAUCAAGCCGAGUUACUUCAAUCCAUCAUGGCUGGACAAUAUGAAUAUGAAGAUGAAGAUUGGUGUGAAAUAUCUAAGGAUGCUAUAGAUUUGGUUGACAAAUUAUUAUGUUAUAACCCGCUAGAUAGAAUCACAGCAAAGCAAGCACUUCAACAUAGUUGGUUCCAUUCAGCAGCAGAUGUUAAUCUUCUCGAUAAUGUACGAAAAAACCUUUCACCAAAAGAUGCAUUUAAAAGAGCAGUUCAUCUUGUUCAAGGCGUCAAUCGAUUACGAAAUUUACCAAAGAAUAAGAAAAAGAUUAAUAAAAGCGUAGAUAAUAGCACUGUCAUGCAAGAACAUGCCAUUACCGAAAGUGGAUUAAAUAAAUAA